Molecule: messenger RNA, 2089 nt
Organism: Geodia barretti
Lineage: Eukaryota; Metazoa; Porifera; Demospongiae; Tetractinellida; Geodiidae
Source: the annotation of a GenBank genome assembly
UCCACCUAUUCAACGCGCGUGAGGAAAGCUUCUGUGCUCGUGCUGCAGGGAGGUAGCAGAGAGAGCAAUGGUGGAGGUGCGGGUAGAGGUCAGCGGCCAGGGAGCCUUCAUGCCGGGCGAGAAACUCGUGGCCUCAGUUACCUUCACGAACGAAGCGGCGGUCGCGGCCACCGUGGCUUGGGCCGGCGCGCAGAUUCACUGUCAGCUGGUGUGUCGGGAAGACGUAGUGAGGACGGAUUCCCUAGUCGUACCAGUCUCACCCGCCGCCUCCACCGAUACCUCCUUCGUCCCCAACAGAGGGGAGAGAGGAUCUACCAUCUUGUCGACGCCUACCACCGUCCUCGUGUGCAAUCUCAGUCUCCAGCCAGGGGAGACUAAGACCGUUUCCUACUCGGAGCAUGUACCGGAAGGUGGACCUCCAUCUUUCAAAGGCCGGCUCGUGAAGUACAUGUACAAGCUGGCAGUGGGUGCCCAGAGGCCAGGCUGCCCCGCCCAGAUUUCCCGGAUCCCGUUCCACGUCAGAACCAUCCCCGAGCACAUCUCGAGGCAAUGCAGAGCCACAGAGACGAGGUCAGAGAACCCAUUCCUGACCCCUGAGGUCAGCGAAGACUCCGCCCACGACCUCGCUCUCCAGGCCCUCGCCAUGGAAACCUCUCGACGAACCUCGAUGAACUACACGCUCAAGAACCCCAGUGGGGUGAUAGGGAGACUCUCUUUCUUCAAACCUUCUUUCAAAGUCGGAGAAGACGUGACUGGAGCUCUGGACCUCUGUCUGGCCACCACCUCUUGUCUUCAGAUAUCGGCCGAGUUGCAGAGUCUGGAGGAAGUGCCGCUCGAACUCCAGAUGUCCCCGUCUCCACGGCGACCGGUGUGUGCCACGCACGCCCGCUACACCGAGUGUUGUCCCAAUACUCUCAUCACUCAUUUCUCCCUCCCCGUCCCCCUCUCUGCCACACAGUCCUUCUCCACCAACUGUGUUUCUCUCAAGUGGCAGGUUCACUUCCAGUUUGUCCUGAGUCGAAACUCCGCCCACAAAUCAAGUGGCUCCUCAGCACAAGAGGAAGACUCCGGGUCGGGUGCCAUGGCAACCACUAUAGAGACCCUAAACAGUUUGUUAGUCGACACGAUGACUUGGGACUUACCCGUCACAGUCCUGCCAACCGUUUCCCAACACUCUGAUGAGCGAACUACAGCGCGCAAAAUCACAAUCUAAAACGUUCUUUUUUUUUUAAAAUUUGGAUAUCGAAAACAUCUUCACUGGUUUAUAUGACAAGUGUAUAAUAUUAUAUUUAUAAGUUGCGGUGAAAUUAAUGAACAAAACUAAUGGUGACGACAUCAUUGCACUGUAGAAAAACGAACUAGAGCGACACGAGGGUCGUCAUCUCUGUAUUUCCCUCAUUUUUGCAUUUGCUGCUCUUUCUAUUCUCCAGAGCAAAAACAAGAGUCCCCCGUGGAGUAAAUAGCGGAGUAAGAGGGUGGAGUAACCCCGGAAAAAUCCAAAGACACCCUCCGAUUCCCAUAUCACAGUCACACAAUCCGUGAAACCACGGUAGAAGGUGGUUACGAAACUAACGUCGAGUCCCGUUUGUACGUUGUCGACGAGAACGGGCAUCCCUUGACAAGUCAUGCGUGCCACAACGGUCUCCAGGGGGUACAAGACCGUCUCGGACAAAAACGAGCCAAAGUAGGCCACCCAGAGACCGUGCAUGACCACUGCGAGGGUAUCACUGGGGUCAGCUGGUCUUCGCACAAUUCGGGACACCAGUGUUUGGCAGUAGAGGAAGACGAUUUCGGUCGCGAAUCCUCUGAGAAUGAUCGGAGCAGCGAGGUACAGGUAGGGUAGACGAUGGUGGCUGUCCACUGCAAUGAGAGGUCUGUCUUUGAUUACUUCCAGGAGGCCUCCACUGUACACCUUGUGAGGGAGAUUCUGAGGAGAAGGAGGAGGAGAGGGAGGAGGAGCUUUUACCGGAGAAGAGGCUGGCCUCGGAAACUUGAUGUUGAAGGAGAGAAGAGGAUAAGUUGAGAGAUACGCCAACCUACAAAAAUAGGAAGAGAGGAGAGAGGGAGAGGGGGAUAAAGGCAGUGGAAC